AUGCUUCUCCUCCCAGCUGCUGCCCUGUACUGUCUGUGUUCAGGUGAGUGUUUCAAUCAGGAGCCAGCAAACUCGACCUUUACCAAACACCGUCUCACUCAUCUGCUUUACCUGUGUGUGUGUGUGUGUGUGUGUGUGUGUGUCUGCAGCUCUGCUUUCAACAGCAGAAGAUCUGAUCCAGGAGGAUUUAACUCUGACCAGGAGAGAAGGAGAACAAGUCUCCUUCAGCUGUGAAACUGACAGAUGUUCUAGUAAAUAUGUAUUCUGGUUCCAGAAGAAAGACUCAGACACAUUUAAAGUGAUUCUUGAUAUUGACAGGAGUAGUGGUGAACUAGAUAAAAGCUACAAUCAUCCUGAGAAAGAUGAUUUCUCAGCUGUGAAAAUUCAGAACAGCUGGGGUUUGCAGAUCCAGACAGUUAAAGUCUCUCAUUCAGCCACCUACUACUGCUCCUGUUGGAAAAGGGAGACCCACAGUGAGAAAUGAAGAGAGCAGGCUGAACAAAAACCAAGAGAUGAAGAGAAAACCACAGACAGAGUCACAGACACACUGAACUGAGAGACUCCUGUAUUCACUGCUGUCAGGGUGUUAUUAUAGAUCUUUGAUUUCAUUUAGUUAUUAUAUAUAUAUUUUUAAUCAAAACUGUAUUUGCAGGUUUAUUGUUGUUCAACAAAGUAAAGAACAAAGUAAAAGAAGCUGACAGUUACCUGUCUGAAAGAAAAGGAGAUGAAGCCUUCAGUGAAACUGUCAGUACGUUUACAUGACACUCGAGAAAACCGAAUUAUCGCCUUAUUCCGAUUAAGACCAGACAACUGAAGUGCAUGUAAACACCUUAGUCCGACUAUAAUUGGAGUUUGAGAACUACGAUUAUAGUCGGAGAACUCAGAUUAAGACACCCAGAUAAUGUGAUUGGAAUUCGAUUUUCUACCAUGUAACCAGCGUAGUCGGAGUAUGAUUAGACAAUGCAUGUGCGCAUCCGCCACGCCCCUGUAACAAAAACACCAAAGAAGAAGCGGUGCUAUCAUUUAAAGAACUUUCAACUCAGAAGCAACGAAAGAAUGUCCGCUUUUAGAACAACGAGAAGAGCGCCAUAAUUAUUCCCGUCCUGUCAGAAAUGGACAUUUUAAAGAAUAUGGACGGUCGCAAAACAAGCCAAAACACCUCAACAGCACAUCUAAACAACAGCUAAAAAGAAGACGUUACCAUCUCAACAGUAUCAAAUGCACUCUAUAACAGUAGCUCACGAAACUCCAAUCUCACCAUAACAAACCUCGAUCAUAACAACUAGCCCAAAAAUCCUCAACAGGACACUUAAACAACAGCUAAACACAAAACGUAACCAGCUAAACAGUAUCAACUGCACUAAAUACAACAGUAACUCACGAAACUCCAAUCUCACCAUAACAAACCACAAUCAUAACAAGCCAAAACACCUCAACAGCACACCUAAACAACAGCUUAACACAAGACAAAACCAGCUCAACAGAUAUCAGUCUCAACUGCACUCUAUAACAGUCAUUUCAUUUAGUUAUUAUAUAUAUAUAUAUUUUUUUUUUUAAUCAAAACUGUAUUUGCAGGUUUAUUGUUGUUCCACAAAGUAAAGAACAAAGUGAGAGAAGCUGACAGUUACCUGUCUGAAAUAAAAGGAGAUGAAGCCUUCAGUGAAACUGUCAGUACAUUACAUGACACUCGAGAAAACCGAAUUAUCGCCUUACUCCGAUUAAGACCGGACAACUGAAGUGCAUGUAAAGAAAUGGACAUUUUAAAGUAUAUGGACGGUCGCAAAACAAGCCAAAACACCUCAACAGCACAUCUAAACAACAGCUAAAAAGAUGUAACAAUCUCAACAGUAUCAAAUGCACUCUAUAACAGUAACUAAAACACCAAAGAAGAAGCGGCGCUAUCAUUUAAAGAACUUUCAACUCAGAAGCAACGAAAGAACGUCCGCUUUUAGAACGACGAGAAGAGCGCAAAACAAGGAACGGAGACAUCUUUAAAAAUGUCUGGAAACAGCGCUGUAGAGGUUUGAAUUAGUGCUUGGUAACUUGCAAUGGAUUACUCAGCUUGGCACUUAGUUACUUCCACAGGCAGUGUCUGCCGCUAGCCCAGCUACACAGGUCAACAAAAUCCAUUCUGGAAACGUUUUUGUGGUGAAGAGAAAAUGUAAAAAAUCUUCUGGUUUACAUCCAAGGAUCCACAAAACUGAAGACUGGAGCUGAAUAAUACUAAAACACUUGUUGUAACUAAGCAGUAGCAGUAGCAGAUAAGAAAACCAUUUGCUCCUCUAGCUCCAAGCAUUGACUGACUGCAUCGUCUCUGUGUCCACCAAAAACAAACGCACAUGCUGUCUUAAAGGGGAAGCAGAGCUGUUAUAAAAAAACAUUUACCAAAUCACAUGAAAGAUGAAUUUUAGCAUAUUUUUAACAUUUUGACCACAAUAUGAACUUAUAAAUGAAAUUAUGUAUUAUUAAAUCAUCUAUUUUUAUACUGUCAACUUAUUUAUCUUUUUUAACACAUUUCAAUCAUGUUAAUUGUAUUCAUAACCAUGAACUAUUCUUCCGCCUCUACAUACCCGGCCCCUAAUUGCUUUCUAGGGUAGAAACAAUUACAACUUAUAUGAACAAUGUCCCUUCUUUUUUUUUUUUUAUAAUGUCUUUCUUCUGAGUAACACUCAGGCAAUUAAAAGUCUCAAUCAGGUGAGUAACAGUCCUUCUCGUACUGCUUCUUGAAGUAAGCAGAGCUUAGUUAUUGGUCUCUCAAGUUCAUUAGUUUUCGUCUUGACUCAAACCUUGCAGACCAUUCCAUGCUCAUCCUCCAUAGUCUUGACGAUCCUUCCCAGCAGCCAUGAUCCCCUAGGUGCUGACUCAUCAACGAUCAAAACUACAUCUCCUGGGAUGAAGAUCCGUGAUGAGCUUAGAGAUAAUGGUGCGCAUAUUAGCAGCAUUUUCCAUCUCAUCUAAGUACUCGAGGUCAGACAUUGCGUUGCUGCAACUUGUGAGAAAGAGGGCGUAUGACUCAAGUGCUUUGCUGUCUUCUGUUUUUAUGACAGGCCAGUUUAACACCUUGUCCAGAUAAGCCACGGAUAUCUUGUAUUUAUCUCCAAAGCGUUCUUUCAGAAGACUCUUGGCUUCAGGAUAGCCCUGUUCUGGGUGCAUGUGAAAGCAACUGCGCACUAAGUCAUUAGGCUGUCCAGUAGUGUGUUGCUCUAAAUAGUAAAGACGAUCUUUGCUAUUUUCUGUCUUACUCUCCACGCUGUGUUCGAACGCUCUCAUGAAGAGGCAGUAUUCUAUUGGAUCACCUUUGAAAACUGGGAUGUUCUGAGGUGGCAAUGUAGAGAGCUUCUGUUGCUUUAUUAGGCUUUCUGUGAUGUCGUUUUGGCGUUGCAUGACAGUAACCAGUUUAUCUGCGCUCACAGAAUUGUCCAUUGCAUAAACAGGGGCUUGUAUCACACUAUCAUAUGAGUUUCCUCUUAUUGUGUGGAUAUAUUGACCACCACUGUCUGCUGCAACACUCCUAUUGACGUCUUGGUUCACUGGAGCAGACAUUAGCGCAUCCACCUUGCUUCCUUUUGAUCUGACAGACACUUCUGAGCCUUCAUAUUUCUGUAGCACAGCCAAUUGCGCAUCAGCUAUAGCAAGCCCGGCUUGUAGCUCUAACUCUUCUUUUUCUGCCUUUAGCUGUAGCUGUAGCGAAAGCUCAUGUUUUUCCAAAGCCUGUUUUUUCCUCAAUGUAGCUGACAUGGCUAACAGAGCAGCUCUUCCUAGCUCCAUCUUUAAGCGUUCAGAACGAACUGACAAUAUAGCUGAAGCAGCACUGACAGACUUGGAUUUUUUAGAUUUUUCGGAUGUGACUGACACACUGUCUUCAGGUCGAAUCUCAUCACUAACCUUUUUAGCUUCUUCUUGGCGUUGUUUAGCUGCCUCUAUCCAUGAAUUCACUUCUUGUAUGAAGUUAGUGUGCUCACUAUUUCUCUGCUCAAACCAGUCCCUUUGGUCUGCUUUCAUGUUCUCUUCACAUCCUGUCUGGCAGAAUAGGUCUUUAACAUGCUUGUUUAUUUCACUGAAUUCUUUCAUCAGUCCAUUAUAGUUGGUAAACUUUUCUUUUCCGAUAGUUUGCACAUUUGCAUCAUCAUCCAUUAAAGCAUGCAACUCGUUCCUUUUCCCAGUAAGUUGGCCAGGUAUAGCUCUUCUUGAGGCUAUUUUUGUUUGCAGAUUAUGCUCCAAUGCUUUAAGUGUUGGUUUAAAAACUCUCUUUACUUUUUCAUUUUCCUCUUCCUCAGUUAGUUCUACUGUCUCCUCUAUUUCUGUUCCUGCCAUGCUUACUUUGCAGUUGGUUGUUCCAGUAAUUACACAGAUCCCAUUUGCUAACCAACAGUCAAUGCAAACAGCAAGCGAGCCUCAGUGAGAUAGCGUCUCUCCACUUGCUAGCUAAGAUGUUAGCUUAUUACUCACAAGUCACUUGUUGCCUCAGUAGGCUAACUGAGGAUAUUCUUUCAGGUCCAUCUUUGAAUCUUGAAUGUGCUCCACUUUCCACAAACCUCUCCACAGGCCCACAAUGUCCAGCCGGUUUUCUUACUAAUGUAGAAGUUUGAAUUAGUGCUUGGUAACUUGCAAUGGAUUACUCAACUUGGCACUUAGUUACUUCCACAGGCAGUGUCUGCCGCUAGUCCAGCUACACAGGUCAACAAAAUCCAUUCUGGAAACGUUUUUGUGGUGAAGAAAAAAUAUAAAAAAUCUUCUGGUUUAUUUCUUACAUCCAAGGAUCCACAAAAUUAUGAAGACUGGAGCUGAAUAAUACUAAUACACUUGUUGUAACUAAGCAGUAGCAGUAGCAGGUAAGAAAACCGUUUGCUCCUCUAGCUCCAAGCACUGACUGACUGCAUCGUCUCUGUGUCCACCAAAAACAAACGCACAUGCAGUCUUAAAGGGGAAGCAGCCCUGUUAUAAAAAAAAAUUUACCAAAUCACAUGAAAAAAUUUAGCAUAUUUUUAACAUUUUGACCACAAUAUGAACUUAUAAAUGAAAUUAUGUAUUAUUAAAUCAUCUAUUUUUAUACUGUCAACUUAUUUAUCUUUUUUAACACAUUUCAAUCAUGUUAACUGUAUUCAUAACCAUGAACUAUUCUUCCGCCUCUACAAGCGCUAUAUCUUGUGUCAUGUAAAGUUUUGUUCAAUUCUGAUGAUGUUUAGUGGAUGAAUCAGCGCUUCAAACACUCAGUCCAUGAAUGAAGACUGGCGUGUGCAACACCGAAGGGGUUAAAAUUAUGUGCUGGCUCAAUCUGUUGUAUCACUGUGGGACAGUAAAAAUGAAGGGGUAGCUACAGCUUGGUCUGCACGAUCACAGCUGAGGACCUCUUUGGAAGCAGUAUGGCAGGGGAGUGGGCAGGGCUGGACCUGACAUAUCCAGAAGUCCCUGGUCCUCAGAAGUUUCUGGAGAAUGAGCGGUCAUGGUUGAGUCUCUAGGCUGAGUUAGUGCUAACCAAGGCUGACCCAGGACUGCUGCACCUAUCAGGGGUAACCUGGUAGGUCUUCUGAUGGGGCACCACCUACUUGAUCAUGUGGAUGUUGAUCUGGUUCUAUCAGCAGAAUGUAUCUACCAGAGCUUUCUUCAGGGAGUGAGGCGGAGCCAUCACCACACAACAGACACCAACCCUUAUUACUGACCUUUGCCCUGCCAAGGUCUGCCUUCCUCUGCUGCCCCAAAGAAGAGGUGAGAAUACUUUACACAGUCCAAUGGAGAUGAGGUCUCAUCGGGAUAACGAGGCCAUGCAGGUCUUUGUGUCUGACAGGGUUCCUGUACUUUUGGACUCUGAGCAGGGAAGCUUUAGGAAGUGUUCUUCUUUCAGGACCAGACUCAAAGUGAACACCAUGUUUGUACAUCUACAGCAAACGAGGCGAAUAAUGAGAAAGAAGAGGAUCGAGUUCAUUCAGAAGGAAAUAUGGAGAAGAAGAAGAAGAACUUGAUGGUCCAUAGAUCCACCGAUCUGCUGGAGUCCAGAAAGAGGCUCAAAGAAGAGACAGUCAUGUUGAUGUGGACUUUAGAGAAAGUGAUCCUGGAUCUGAAACAUGAUCCUGGUUCAUCAUCUGACUCACUCAGCUGCUCUCAGGUUUUUGUACCACUGUUUCUCACUGUGGGACCCAACAAUGACUACUACAUCUUCGGCUCUGGGACUAAACUGAUUGUAACAGGUAAGAACAAAAACUUUAUCUUUAUUGUUUGAACUGAUUUAUAAAACCUCAAAAUCUCUCCACAAAUCUGAAGUUAUUGAUGAAUUUCUGAUAAAUCUGAGUUUGAUAUGAAAUGUUGAGACAGUGUCACCUCUAUAUUUGGUCCUCUCUGUGAGUCAGAACCAUCAUUUCUUUAUUUAUAAUGUUAAGACAGUCAAAUUAAGCUCAUGUCAAUUAUAUCAAUAUGAGGCACCAAAAACCUUUGUGUGGGAAUAUUUGUACAAGUAGACAGAUACUCAAUAUUAUCAACUAAUAUUGACAAUAAAUGUGAUUGAAUCUAGAUCUAUGGAUAAACUAUAGAAGUGUUUAUAUUUAAAUAUAUAAGGAAAUAUUAUUUAUUAUUGUCUGUAAAUGAAGCUUAAAAAUGAGAUUACAGUCAAACACAUGGAGGAUGGUACAGAGGUAUGAAGAGUCUGAGUGUUUGUACAAAUUAUUAUAUUCAAACAGGAUUAAUGAUCUUAUCCUAAGUAUAUUAUAUUAUAUUAUAUUAUAUUAUUUAUCGGCAGCUCUGAUGUUUUUCUAAUUCUUUAACAGUAAUGUAGAAUAAUAAAUAAAUUACUGAUAUAAUGAUUAAUCACUUCUCUAAAAAGAGCUGAAUGCUCAGACUUACAACCUAAAAAUGUAGAGGAUAAUGUAAGGACUAAAAUCACCAUUAAAUUCUCUGAGAAUAAAAAUGUGUGUAUAUUAUGGACAAAGUAUUUUAAAGUUUAUUGAAAACAGUAAUAAAGUUGUGAUUCAGCUUUGUUGUAAUUAAAUAGUAUUUGUAGUUUUAUAACUGUUUCAAUGAUUUUAAUUUUUGUGAGUUAUGGAAAGUCAGAAAAUGUUGUUCAAGACUUUACAGUGUGUGUGUGUGUGUGUGUGUGUGUGUGUGUGUGUGUGUGUGUGUGUGUGUGUGUGUGUGUGUCAGAGAAGCCCGUGGUGAAGCCCGUGGUGAGUGUGUACCCGGCAGCAUCCAGAGCCCAGCUGGAGGGGAAGAGCUCCCUGCUGUGUGUGGCCUCAGACAUGUUUCCUCCUCUGGUCCAGAUCUCCUGGAGAAGACGGGAGGAAGACGGUUCUCUGAAGGAGCUGUCCUCUGCUGAAGGAGAGCAGCUGGAGCUCAGAGAGUCUGGACGCACAGUCUCCAUCCUGAUGAUCCCUCAGAGGGAGAACAGAACAGACAGAUACCUCUGCACGGUGCUGCACGAGGGGGGCAGCGUGGACGCUCACGCUGAACAAGGUCCAGAAAGCUGGGUGUCUAAUUCAGCUUGAUUAGAUUGGAGAUGGUGGAGCAGAGGACUGACCUUUCUUUUACUCUUUGUCUCUAACAGAAGUUCCUGCAGCUCCUGAAACCUCCUGUCCUCUAGAGAGAGAGCCGACUGAGCCGUCAGCCCUGCAAGAGACCGACUGUAAGAAUCAGGACAACUUUCUGAACCCUCAGAGGGAAGUUCAGGCACUGCUUUAA
This is a messenger RNA of Xyrichtys novacula (pearly razorfish), 7665 nucleotides long. NCBI's taxonomy places the organism in Eukaryota, Metazoa, Chordata, Actinopteri, Labriformes, Labridae. The record is from the annotation of a GenBank genome assembly.